Messenger RNA from Diabrotica balteata, 1781 nucleotides. The record is from the annotation of a GenBank genome assembly. NCBI's taxonomy places the organism in Eukaryota, Metazoa, Arthropoda, Insecta, Coleoptera, Chrysomelidae.
GUCAAAUCAAAAUAUUCGGCUUUUGGUUUAGGUUAAAAUGAAGCAUAUAAAAAUUGUCUUUUGUUUAUUUCUGUUUAUUAAUUUGGUUUUCAGUUAUGAUGGAAAAAUAACAGAAGAGCUUCUCAUAAAACCUCUUCAUAGUGAGCAGGUGUAUACUCAUUUUCAAUUUUCUACAAUUUGGGAUAUAGAUCCAGAUCAAGAAAAUUUUCGACAUAGUCCAAUAUUUCCAAGGCCGAUAGGAGAACUUAUCCAAAGAUUUGGUAUCCAAGAGUUACAUAUCAGUCUAACUGGUGGUCUCUGGAGGUAUGAAAGUUGGGGAUAUCCAGUGGAAGAUGCUGCAAGUGGGGCAGAAGUAUGGGUGUGGUUCAAGCCGAGUGUAACUGAAGUUGAUAAAAACUGGAAUCUUCUUGCCAACUCUUUGUCAGGAUUAUUGUGUGCUUCCCUGAAUUUCAUUGAUAGUUCCAAUACAAUUAGUCCAGAAUUUUCAUUACGACCAAAGGGAGUUGUAGAAUCUAGUCAUUUAAAUAAUACUCAUGUGAGGUAUGCUACUCUACCACAAGAAAUUGUCUGUACAGAAAAUCUAACACCUUGGAAGAAGCUUCUUCCUUGUGGCUCAAAGACAGGUCUUGCAUCUUUACUUAACUCAGGUUAUAUACACAACACAAGAUACCAUUCCAUAGGUUUACAUUUACGCCCUAUAUGCAGAGAUAAAUCAUGUACAUCAUUAUCUUUGGAACUCCAACAAACUGUCUCAUUAGUGUAUGAUUAUCUUAUUCUAGGAACCAAAAAUUGGUCUUUAAGGAAGUUAUUUGGAUUGGGAGUUAAUAAAAAAUGUGUUUUGGUGGAUAAAAGUGAGAUAUAUGUAGAUACAACUGAUCAAAGUAUAGAAUUGGAGCCUAGUCCAGAUCAAACAGUGACUUCUAUUAGAGGAGGACAAACAAGUAUAUUACAGAAAUAUGUUGUUUCUAAUCAGUUUUUAAAUAUUUAUGCCAAACACUUAAAUCCAGAUACUUUAUCUCUAAAUUUCCCACCACCAUUACAUGCUAACCAGUACUUGUCAGGUUAUGGUCAAGAACGUGGAGGUAUAGUAACAAAAAUCUUCAACAACCACUGGCAGGAAUUGGAUGUUGUCUUAAUGCAAAAUAUUCCUUGGUUCAUACCUAUUUAUCUACAUACUUUGAAAGUGACAGCUAAUGGUAAGGACAUCAAACCUUUACAGUUAAGAUACAUACCUGCUAGGCAAAGGGAAAGACCCAAUUAUUUGGAGGUUCUAAUAAGAAUUCCAGCUUCUACAGCUACUUCAGUAGUAGUAGAUUUUGACUAUGUGUUUUUGAAAUGGCAGGAGUAUCCACCAGAUGCCAACUUGGGCUUUUACAUAGGAUCUGCUGUUGUUUCUAGCUACCUUCCAGUAGCCAGGAACUAUACAGGAAUUCCUCAAGAUGGUACUUUAAUUUCAGAUAGCUUUAAUGCUUCAAGAAGUGGAUAUUUAGUGAGAGUGAGGACAGAGAAUAUAGUGAUAACUCUCCCAACUCCUGACUUUAGUAUGCCCUACAAUGUUAUAUGUCUGGCUUGUACUGUAGUAGCCUUGGCUUUUGGUCCAUUACAUAACAUCACCACCAGGAAACUUGUGGUUAAAUCCAAGAAAGGUGCUUCUCUGGUGGAAAAAGUAAAAGGAUUUAUAGGAAAAUUUAAAAAAGAAAAGUCAGAGUAGGUGUAGUUGUAGUAUUUUUUAUUGUUUUGUUAAAAAAGGCUGAUUUUUUGCAAUAAAAAUUGUGAUACAU